AAAAAAAAAAAGCAAAAAGACUCAUCUUCUUCACCUACAGAGAAUCUAGGGUUCCAGAUUUACUCCUCAUCUUCCUUCUCCUCUCUUCUAUCCACUCAAAUACCUCUCCUUCUCCUUCUUCCUUUUCUCAUCGAUCUACAUACCCUAAAGAUCUUCACAACCCUUGAAUCUCUGUAACCGAGACAAACAAAAAACCUAACUUUAUUCCGCCUUAGCAUUAACCCUAGCUAGCUUCCAUGGCGAAAACUCGACCUGGUGUCCCCUCAAAGACCAAACCUGGGAGGAAGGAGCUCGACAUGUAUACCAUUAAAGGCACCAACAAAGUUGUGAGAGCUGGAGACUAUGUGUUGAUGCGCCCAUCUGAUGCUGGUAAGCCACCAUACGUGGCUCGUGUUGAGAAAAUCGAAGCGGAUGCCAGGAACAAUGUGAAGGUGCACUGUCGGUGGUAUUACCGCCCUGAGGAGUCCCUUGGUGGGAGGAGACAGUUCCAUGGAGCUAAAGAGCUUUUCUUGUCUGACCAUUUUGAUGUUCAAAGCGCACACACCAUUGAGGGAAAAUGCAUUGUUCACACCUUCAAAAGCUACACUAGGCUUGAAAACGUUGGGGCGGAGGAUUAUUAUUGUAGGUUCGAGUACAAGGCUGCUACUGGCGCGUUUACCCCUGACCGAGUUGCUGUGUACUGCAAAUGUGAAAUGCCUUAUAAUCCAGACGAUCUCAUGGUGCAGUGUGAAGGCUGCAAAGACUGGUAUCAUCCAGCAUGUGUUGGCAUGACGAUUGAAGAAGCAAAGCUGCUUGAUCACUUCGCAUGUGCUGAAUGCAGUUCUGAUGACGAUGUCAAGAAAUCACAGAACGGGUUUACUGCAUCUCCAGCUGAUGAUGUCAAGGUGGAAGCAAAGCGCAGGAAAAGAUAA
Molecule: messenger RNA, 911 nt
Organism: Eruca vesicaria subsp. sativa (arugula)
Lineage: Eukaryota; Viridiplantae; Streptophyta; Magnoliopsida; Brassicales; Brassicaceae
Source: the annotation of a GenBank genome assembly